AAAUGCUUCUCUGAUGUAGCACCAGAAUUUCACUCAACAGAAAUGUUGAUGACCCUUGUUAGGGUUAGUGUUAUCUUCAUGUUCCUCCUUCUCAUCACAACAAGUGCUCAAGCACCACUUUACAUGAACAGUUUUUGUGACAACUCAAGCGGUGUUAGCCCUUCAUACAAAGCCAACGUUGACACCCUUCUCUCAUGGCUAUCCACAGACUCAUACAAAGGCGAUGGAUACAACUACACAACCGUGAAUAGCAACAACCUCAACACUGAUGAUGCUGUUUAUGGAUCGUACAGCUGCAGAUACGACAUGACAGGGUACUUUUGCCAGUUCUGCAUCACCACUGCUGCCAAUGAACUCUCUCGAAGGUGUUCCAACAGUGUAAGAGCUAUCAUAUGGUAUGAUAUAUGCAUCAUCCGUUACUCAAACCAAAGUUUCCUUGGCAAAGUUAUUUUAUCUCCAAUAUGGAAUACUACCGGAACCACAAAAAUCAAGGACUCAUCAGAAAUUAAGAAAGCUGAGGAUUCCGUGGAGAGUUUGAUUAGAAAAGCAACUGUAGAGAUGAAAACAUUUUGGGCAGUGGAUGAGUUUGAUUGGGUUGACAAUGAGAAAAGAUAUGGUUGGGUGCAGUGUGACAGAGGUAUUCAAAAUGAUCAGUGUGAUGAGUGCUUGCAUUCACUGUUAGAGAUAUUUCCUCAGUGUUGUUCCACAAAUGUACAGUGGGCAGUUUUUGGUCCAAGCUGUGGCAUGAGGAUGGAUGAUCAAAAAUUCUACCAGAGUUCAGCCAAUGGAGGUAGUAAGUCAAGAAAGUUGAUAAUUUCCUUUAGUGUGUUGGGGUCUGUUUCUGUACUAUGUUUCGGUGUCUACUGCUUCUGGUACAGGAAAAGAGUCAGAAAAGAUAAGGUUAUGUUUGAUGAGGAAAAUUUGAAUGGAGAUCUGCCUUCUAUUCCAUUAAUCGCAGUUCUACAUGGUACUAAUAACUUUUCAGAAGCAUCUAAAUUAGGAGAAGGUGGAUUUGGCCCUGUUUAUAAGGGAAUUCUACCAGAUGGAAGAGAAAUAGCAGUGAAAAGGCUCUCACAAUUUUCUGGUCAGGGCUCACAGGAGUUCAAGAAUGAAGUAACGUUUAUAGCUAAAUUGCAACAUCGUAACCUUGUGAGACUUUUGGGGUGCUGUUUGGANGAAAAUGAGAAGAUACUUGUAUAUGAGUAUAUGUGUAAUGCAAGNCUCGACUUUCACCUCUUUGGUGAUGAAGAGAAGAGAAGGCAACUUGAUUGGAAACUAAGAUUAAGUAUUAUCAAUGGAAUAGCAAAAGGUAUUUUAUAUCUGCAUGAGGACUCUCGACUCAAAGUAAUUCACAGAGAUCUCAAAGCUAGCAAUGUUCUAUUAGACCAUGAGAUGAAUCCCAAGAUAUCAGAUUUUGGAUUGGCCAGAGCCUUUGAAAUAGGACAGAACCAAGCAAAGACAAAACGAGUUGUGGGCACCUAUGGAUACAUGGCUCCCGAAUAUGCUAUGGAAGGAUUGUUUUCUGUGAAAUCGGAUGUUUUCAGCUUUGGAGUUAUUGUCCUAGAAAUCAUUUCUGGAAGAAAGAACAGUGGAUUUCAUCUAUCAGAACAUGGUCAAAGUCUUCUUUUAUAUGCUUGGAGCAUAUGGUGUGCAGGAAAAUGUUUGGAAUUGAUGGAUCCAACACUGAUAAAAUCAUUCAGAACAAGUGAAGUUGUCAAGUGCUUACACAUUGGUUUGCUGUGUGUUCAACAAGAUGCAGGAGAUAGACCAACCAUGUCUACAGUUGUUCUAAUGCUAGGAAGUGACACAAUGGCCCUUCCAAAACCCAACCACCCUGCAUUUUCUGUUGGAAAAUUGACCUGUAAAGAAGCAUCAACUUCAAGAAGUUCCAAGAAUCUUUCUAUUAAUGAUGUAACAGUCUCAACUGAUUUAGUAAGGUAAUAGGGAAUAUUUUGGGUUACUGAGAAGUAUGUAUUCUUCCUAUUUAAAACCGUAACAUUAAUAACACAAAGAUACAUGAAU
Molecule: messenger RNA, 2022 nt
Organism: Vigna radiata var. radiata (mung bean)
Lineage: Eukaryota; Viridiplantae; Streptophyta; Magnoliopsida; Fabales; Fabaceae
Product: cysteine-rich receptor-like protein kinase 25
Exons: 8
Coding region: 43-1941 (632 amino acids)
Biological process (GO): protein phosphorylation
Molecular function (GO): ATP binding; protein kinase activity
Source: RefSeq, a predicted model, not a curated record